AUGUCUUACGAAGACUCAGACAACGCUUCUCAAAAUCUUGUGCAAAAUCUGCUUGGGCAGAUCAACACAAUAGCAGAUAAGAUUAACAAAAAGAGGGAACAUUUGGAGCAAGUCACCGAAAAAUAUCAUAAUGAAGCAAAACACCUCCAAGGAUUGCUUUUAAAGCUUCAAGGACUAGAGGCUUCGUUUAUCGAAGGAGAUAAAAUCAAAUCCGAAUUUUUGGAAUUUUCUGAAUUGCUUAGCGACAGGUGCGAUGACGUCAUAGAGAAGCUCGGGAAGCUGGACACAAUCCUAAAUGAAAUCAGAUCAGAAGUGGAUAAAAAGGCAGCGUUUGCUGACCGUGCUCGCAGCUUGGAUGUUGAAUCGCUUUCAAAGGGCGAAGGACGCCAAGAAUGUCUGGAUUUGAAGCAAGAAGUCGACGACUGGUUUGAUGUCAUCCGCCAACUGUUUAAAGAAGCGAAAAAGAGGAAGAUCUCUCUUAUCUCAAAGUGCAAUGUUGAAGAUGUUUCUCAGUCAUUGAAUGCUUGGAGAAAGGCUUCCGAAGUUGGAAGAGAAUACAGUCGAAAACUUGCAUUUUUGAAGAAAGACGCAGAAUCCAUGGAAACCUCAAUGAGGUCUGAAAUAGAGAGAAUGGGAGGUGAGGUGCACAGUCUCAAAGACAAGAAAUUGACAUUGGACAGCGAAGUUUCACUUUUAAGGGAGAAGUUAGUUGACGCAGAAAAGGUGAUUCUUCAAAGCCAAACGAUGCAUGAUGAAAUAACAAAGGAUCUACGAGAGAAAAUUGAUGCCCUUGACAAUGAUUUAAAUGAGGAGAAACGGGCGAGCUGCGAAAUGGAAAUGGAAGCCGAUGAAAUUAAAGGAAAGUUACAGGAUCUGGAAGCUAGAGAAGAACUUUAUCAGCGUAAGAUUGAUAUGCUUCAGGAACGUAAUAAACUGCUGGAAGGAGACGUGGAAUCCUUGAGAGAAAAACUCAUUGUGGGUGAAAAAUUAAAAGAAGAAGCCGAAACGCUGCUUUUUGAGAUACAAAAAGAGUUGGAUAUUGUAGACAUUGCAAAAGAGGACAGUGCAACAGCAGAGGACAUAUCUGACUCCAGUCGAAUCCAUCAUCUUGUGCAGUGGAUGAAGAAAAAGCUGGAAGAAAAUCAGGGCUACAUCGAGAAGUUGGAAAGCGAAGUAAAGGGCGAAAAAGAUCGCAACAACGAGAAGGUUGAAGAAAUAGAGAAGCUCCUGCACAGAAUCGAGAUUGAGGAAAAAGGUAAAGAGGAGCAGGGACAGUUAAUUGAUACUAUCCGAAAUUUACUAGAUGAAAACGAAAAGCUUGCUGCUGAUCUUGAAUCCCAAAACAAUUCCUUGAAUGAGGAAAUUUCAGUAGAAAGAGAAAGAGUGGUGGAGUUACGAGGAAGAGUUGGAGAGCUGCAGCAAACUAUCAGUGAUGAGAAAAGGGUCAACUUUGACAUGGAAAUGGAGGUUUCCAAGUUGAAAAACAAAGUAGAAGAUGAAGAGUCUAAGAAUGAGCUUAAUCUAAAGAGGAUCGAACUGCUCCAGCAAGAAAUUUCGAGCUUGCUUGAUACUAUUAAAGAAAAGGUAAGCAUGAAUGAGGAGCUUCGUUCUCAAAUUUAUGAUUAUGAAAACGUUAAAGACAAACUACGCGCAGAAAGACAAAGAAAUGACGACAAUCUGCAAAGUAUAAUGGAGUUGCAGAACAAAAUGAUCAAAACGGAGCAAACAUUAGAAGAAAAAGAAGAGGAGAUAAGAAAUAUUAAGGACGAGCUGAAAAACACUAGCCAGAAAUUAGAGAAUGUGGAGAAAGAACUGGAUUGGAUCAAAGAGAAUAAUGAUCUUUUGUCAGGUAUACUUCAGGAAAAAGACCGAAGCUUACAGGAGAAAGAAGAGCGAUUAAAACAAGCGAUAGCAAAUCUCAACUCAGAACGAUCUGUCCAGGAGGAAUAUUCCCUAAAAUGCACAAUGCUGGAAAAGAAAAUUUACCUCACCGAGUCGGAAAACAAAGAGAUAAUCAAAGUUGCCGAACUCGCCGAGAAAGAAUUACAGAAAGAAAGGGAGAAGAACAGUAAGAAAGACGAGGAGGUUGUGAAGCUGAAAGGCCAAAUCGAGGAGGAGCGCAAAAAGAAUAUGGAGAGCGAACGCAUUAUCCAUGAGCUGGAAGAACAGCUUUCCGAUGCCGAUGCCUUAAACCAAUAUAAUCAAGGAAUAAAGUCAAGUUCUAUUGAGAACAUCAUGGAGGCAGAGAAGCAGAAUGAGCAGCUUUUGAACGUCAUAGAAGAAUUAAAGGAGAAUGUUAACGAGAAAGAACUUGGGAUUGAGGAGCUUGUUACAAGAUGUGCUGUUGAGGAACAGAACUUGAGGGAUGAGGUAGCUCAGCUAAGUGGACAGUUGGCAUUGUCUAAAAUGGACAACCAUACAAAAUCAGAGAUCAUAAAGUAUCUAAAAGAGGAAAUUGAGAGAAUGCGGAAUGUGAUGAGAAUCAAAGAAUCUGUCCUGGGACAGGGAGAAGACAGAAGACAAAUAAAUGAGAAUGUGGUUAAGCAAGUUCAGCAGCUAGAGCAAGACCUUCAAGCGACUGCCUCUUAUGAAGAUAUAAAGGGCAAAGGAGAAACAUUUGGUUCUAAUGAAGAGCUAGAAGAAUAUGAAUCAGAAGUUCAAGAACUGUUGGAAAUCUUACAAAGCGAAAAGGAGAAAAACCUUAUGUACGAAGACAUGAUACAACGACUCGAAGAAAUCGUGAAACUUCAAGACGAGACAAAGGAUGUCGAUGAAUCUGACGUGGCUGGAGCAAAUGAUACAAGAAAUGAACUUUGCGCCAAGAAAGAAAAUUACAAGUACAAAAAGCGCAGGUAUAUGGAAGGAGAAGUACUCAGGUUGGAGAGCUUGGUGGAUGAUCUUCGUGAGCGACUAAGAGCUGAGAAGAAGCAAGUCCACGAUCGAGACAAUCUUAUUUCCAAAUUAAACGAAACAAGCAAGAGAGACUUUGCAAGAAACGAAGAACUUAAUGCUCAGCUUCAAGCGAUGAAAAAUAAGGCCAUGCAGCAGCUUCAACACUCUGAGGAGAUGGCGAAGAAAGUUGAAGAUGGACAAAAACUUAUCAGAGAUUUGGAAGUACAGGUGGACAAAGAGCGACUCCGUGCUUCUACCAUAGAAGCUGUUUUGGCGUCCGAGAAAGGACGAUCCACUGACAAGAAAGAUGUUACAAAAGAUCUGAAACGAAGGGUAGAGGAGUACCAGAAGACUGUCAACGACAUUAAGGGAAAAGUGGACAAGAUCAAUCGGCAUUUGCAUUGCAUGUCGCCUGGUUCACAUGACUCACAUCGCUUUGGGCAACCCGAUGUCUCCAUGAAAAGAAUCAAUGAGAGACUAGCCUCACAUAGCUCUUUCAUAAGGGAACUCAAAGCAAGUGUUGGUGCUGUAGAAGAGACAAGCAAAAAUAUACGUACAGAAUUGAGAACACAAUCACACCAAAAUAGCAAGCAAGAUAAGAAAAUUGAAGAUUUGUUAAGCAAGUCUACAGAAUACGACAAUUUAGUGGAAGAGAUGAAGAAGGAACUUGGAGAAAUAAGAAAGAGGUAUCAAGAAUUAAGCGGCGAGCUUGCACCAGCUGAGGAGAGCGAUACAGCUGAUGGAAGACCAGAAAGUCCCACAAAGAUGAUCCGAAGCAUGCCUGAGCACGAACUUAGCAAACAAUUGUCUCACUUUGAAGAACUUUUAGAGACUAUCUUUUCUGAGGAGGCCAGGAGAAUCGAAGAACUUCAAGAUAAAAUGGAUGAAGUGUUCAAGAAGAACAUAGAGUUUUCGUCCAUUCUUUGUGAAAUAAGAGACAACCUUGAAGAAGACAGAGUAAAGCGAGUACCUUGGGAGGUUGAGCGAGAUGAAUUGAAGGCUGCUCUAACAAAAAGUGAAGUCAAAAUGGAUCAUUUGCUCGCAACACUAGAAAAAGCAGAAAUGGCAAAGGAAAGGUUACAAGAAAAGAUAAAGUUUCUCGACGAAGAGCUAAAAGAAAAAGAAAAGUCGUUAGUUACGUUGCAGGCAGACAUUCAUGAAGCAGAAGGAACCAUCAGACGGCUAGAAGCAGAGGUAGCCGACGAAAAAGAACGAAACUCUGAUUUGCAAGAGCGAGUGAUUAAAGAAAUGGAAGACAACCUCAAAGAGAGCAAAAAGAAUCUAGAAGAAAUAAGAAUUCAAGCGGACAAAGAGCUAAAAAAGACAGCCGAUAUGUCGGCAGCGGAGAAAUCAGAAAAAGAAAGGAGAAUCAAAAGCCUGGAGAACGAGAUUGCAAAGCAAAGUGAUUUCCUUGAAGAAUUAAAGUCGAAUCUAGAAAAGGAACAAAACCACGUGUUUGAAUUAAGUGAACGCCUUGAAAUCGAGCGAAGUCACUCUACUAUGAAGGAGAACACGAUUGAAGACUUAAGUAAGAAACUAAGAAGAGAAAUAGAUCGAAGUGACGAAUUUCGCAAGCUUAUAGAAGAGGCCGAAGAUAGAGCACUAAGGAUCAGUGAAGCUCUGACAAAAGAACAAGUCCACGGAGUUGAGCGUGAAGAAUGUAUAAAAAAAUUACAGGACCGGAUAAAAGAUGAGCAAAUUAGACUAAGCGAAACAAAAGAGGCUUUAGAAGAGGAGUUGCAACUGACCAACCAGCUUAAAGAAAAGUUAUCUUUAGAACAGCUUCUUAAAUCAGAAUUUGAAAGCGAGCUCGACAAAAUGAAGGCGUUUCUCUUAGAGGAGAGAAAAGAUAAGGAGAAUCUCGUGGAAAAGGUAAACAGAGACAAAAACAGGAUUUGUGAAACCGAAAACCAGCUAAGAGAGCAAGAAGACGACGCCAAACAAAAAGAUGCCAUCAUAGAGGAACUCAAGUCUGAUUUAGAUACAGAAAGAAAGUGCUAUAAGAUUUUAACGGAACGGCUGCAUGCAGAACAAAAUCGAAUCGUGGAGUUAGAGAUAAAACUUAACGAAACCGAAUCAGUGAUAAACAGCGACAAGAAUAUGUUAGAGAGUCUGAGAGAAAACUGCUUGCAAGGGGAAGAGAGGCAUUUUGAAAUUCUUGAAAAGCUGGAGCGAGCAGAGAAGCUGAACAAAGAAAAGGAAGAAGAGCUGAGCGCGUUCAUAAGCGAACUAGCAACGGAAAAGUUAAGAGCAGAACAACUUGUAGCCAACUUGGACAAUGAGCGAUGCUUGAAAUUACAGCUACAGGAAAGGGUCAAAGAAUUAGAAGAAACUACCAGUAAAGAUGAGGUUUUGUUUGAGGAAUUGCGUCGUAGACUUGAUACAGAGGUUCUUAAACAUCGUGAAACUUCGGAGCUCUGCGACCAGGAAAGAUUAUUAAGCCAAGCAUUUCAAAAGAAAGUCCAGGAUUUGGAAAGGCAAGUUACUCAAGACAAUGAAAUCUUUGAGGAGCUCAAAAGAAACGUUGACAGGGAAAGAGAACAGAGUCGACAACUAGAUGAAUUGCUGCAACAAGAGAGGAGUGAAACUGUGCGUCGUGACAACGUUUUGAAAGAGUUGGAGGAACAGCUUUACAUUGAGCGUAUAACAAAGGAUGAAGUUAAGGGACAGUUGGAAUCAGAGAGACAAAGUAGCUUUGAUUUGCAAGAACAAUUGAGACAGAAUCGCGAAGAAGAGUUUAAUAGAAAAGAUGUAGAGAGAAAACUGGCGGAAGAGAUGAAAAUUGAAAUGGAGGAGAAGGUAGAAAUCCAAGCGCAGAGAGCACAGGAACUUGAAUGUAUGCUAGAAGCGGAAAGAUUUAAAGUUUUCGAGAAAGAUAGUGAAAAGAACGAAUUUCAGAGGAAGCUGGAACAAAAUGAUCUGUGGCUUUCACGGAUGGCUCAUGAGCUCGCAAAAGACUUGGAAGAUAGCCAGAGUUCAACAGAUGAGGACGUUUGUGGCUACGAAGAGAAUGAGAGCGUGGGACGUCGCCAUGAGAAUGAUAGAGAAAAUCAGCCUAUAUAUGACGACCUGUUUAGUAAAAUAUUAGCAGGACGUAUUACCAAGAAAAAUGUCAAACUCAAGACAAAGGAGCGAAAAAGACGACUCGCGGAAAGAGAAACUAUGUUAGAAGACUUAAAUCGAAAAUUUGAAGAUGAGAAAAGAAUGAAAGAAGACAGGCUUGCUGAAUUGGAAGAAAAUGAAAAUAAGCUAAGAAUGUUUGAGAAUGAAUGUGAAAUACACCGCAGGGAAUCUACAAGGCUGCAAGAUGACCUAAACAGCGAGAGAAAUCGUAGCCUAUACUUUGAACGGUUACUGGCUGAGCAACAAAAACAAAAUCAAGAUCAAGACGAAAUUGUGAAGUCACUUGAAAUUAAGGUCAUCGAGGGUUCCAAUCACCUGCAUGCUACUACAGAACAGUAUGAAAAGCAGUUGCAAGAAAGUCGUGCACGACAAGAAGAAAACAGGAAAAUGCGGGACUUGUGCAAAGUGCAACAAGAUAAGAUAGAACAACUUGAUAAAGAACUGGAGGACAUGAGAAGCUUCUACCUUGAAAAAGAAAACCUGACUCAGGAGACCAUGGAGGGGAUUAAGACCUUAAAGAAGAACUUAGAUGAAGCUGAACACAAUAUUCUUUACAACGAGGACCUUCUUAGGAGAGAGAAAGGAGAGGACGCCACUGAUGGCAAAAUGUCUCUGGUAGGAUCAAAAGCGCUUAUUGGCAGUUUAAGGGAGGAGGUGACAAACGUUAAGAGAAUUAUUGACAAUAAGUUAGCAGAACUAAGCAGCCUUCGUAAACGGUUGAGUGGAAGAGGAGAUGACGGUGAAAGUGCAUUGUUAAUAAGAAUGGAGGAAAGGGCGCAAAAAGCUGAAGCUCAACUAAAGAAGCUCCAGGCGUCUUAUCAACUUCUCCUGACUGACGUUGACGUGAAGAAGUUUUUAGUGGAGGAGAUCCAAAGGGAAGCUAACGAUCUUAAAAAUACAUUGAACGAAAAAGACAAAAUAAUUGUAGAGCUGAGGAAGGUAGAAAAGUCAAAGAAGCCACAAGAGGUCUGCAGUGACAGCCAAGAAAUACAGAACCUGCGAGCGACCGUAACACAAAAGGAGAAACAAAUCCAAGAUAUUACAAACGAAAUGCAGAAAAUGAGGGUGGCUUUGGGAGAAAAAGUGAAACAAAUUCAAGUUCUUGAGAAAGAAUACUUAGCUAAGCUAUCCGACAAAGACAAAGAUCGACGGUGCUUGGAAGUAUCGGUGGAAGUUAUGAAGUCUGUUAAUGACGCAUUAAAGGCAGAGAAAGAACGAGAAGACGCAGUUAAAAACGCUGAGAGGAGAAAGAAGGGAAAAAAGUAUAUAGAAACCGCAACUGAGAUGGUAGCCGAUCUGCGGGACCAAAUCGAGUCCCUCAAAGCAGACAUCGCUGAUCACCAACAAAUGGCUCAGAAUUUGAAAGAGGACGACAAGCGCGCAAAAUUACCCAAAGAAAAUGAGAAGAAUUAUGUUAAGAGACGAGGCAGUCUUCGUGGAGUUGUAGCUUUACAAAUUGGUGAAAAACAAAAGAAAAUGAAGCGUUUGAAGAUGCUGCUUAACUCCAUUGAAAAUCGACACGGGAAGGACAUGUUGGCGCUUACAGAGGGAGGUAUGACACGCGAUUCAUCGAGAGAUGGUCUAGCUGAAGAAGCCAUUAUAAGAACCGAGGAUGCUAGCCUGCAAAGGACGUUGCCUCUACCUGAUCUGGUAGGAAGCUCAGAAAAAUGCGCUUUCGUUGAAGACAAAGAAUUGAGACUGGGCCAUUCUCUCGACACUAACCCGUCAUGUGUUGACUCAAACUUACUCUUCAACAAGGAUCUUGACGAAAAGUCGAGAAAUUCCUGCUCUAUCAAGAGGAAUUUGUUUGCAUUUUUCCUUGUCGCUGUCGCUAUUGGUUUUCUGACAAUUGGUUUUAAGUCAAGAGGUUUCGGAAGCGUGCUUGCGUCUUCUGUUGCAGCUAUAGUACUUCUGUUAUUUGCUUAUCGCCUCAAAAGAAACGCGACUGGUAAAACGACACCUAAGAAGGAAUAUCCAGAGACAGAGCUCCUCGAAAAAAUCACACAAAUGAAGAUUCGCCAAGAAGGAGACGCAAAGUUGAUUGAAGAGCUCAGAAGACAACUGGAAGAAGAAAUCUCUGACAAAGAGGUUCAACGUGUAGAGCUGGAAGAGCUAAUGGCCAGCAAAGAUGCACUUUUCAAUUCUGACAAGCAGCGAGAUUCGGAAGAGUUCGAGGUAAAACUGAAACAAGAAAUCGAAAAAACUAAACUUUCUGAAGCAGAAAAAAGGAAAAGUGGACUUGAAGAAUACAAAGUUUUACAGGCAAAAAUCGAUUAUAUGAAGCACUUGAGGGAAACUGAUAUGGAGGAGAGACAAGCCAAGAUUGCGGAACUUGAAAAACUAGCUGUUAUUUCUGAAGAGAGGCGUGAGCAUGGAAUCAAAGUUAUGAACAUACCAAUCUCAGCUAUUCCUGUAUGUGUUGCUAUGUCAGUGUUUCUGUGCCAGCUUUCUGGAUACCACUUCACAGCCCCCUACGCAUUGUUUACCCUGUUGAUAAUCGUUGCUGUUAACGCUUCUUUUUCUAAAAAGAAGGUUGCUCAGAUGUUGAGAGAUGAAAGGCAAACCUUUGAAGAACAGAACGAAGAAAUAGACGAGAUGACGGAUCUCUUGGACAGGCAGUUUGAGGUGGUAAAAACUCAAAAGGCUGCGAUAGAUAUGCUUGUAAAAGAAAUUGAAAAGGAAAAAGAGGAAAGGAAGGAAAAACGAAACACGUUAGCAAAGUUAAUUUGGCAGCUUCAAGAGAUGGAAGGAAUGCAAAAUAUUAUUUCAAAGCAGACGCCGAGGGGGACGGAGCUUGAAUCAGCCGUGAGAAUUAAGGCAGAGGAAAAGGCUCUAGAGAGAGCAAGGUUCUACAACAGAAUGGUCAGCACAUUGAAAGAAAUAAACGUUGAAGAUGAGGACGACGAUGAUAUGACAGAUGACGUGUGCAACGCUGUACAAGAAUUGGCAGACUAUGCCGAAGAUCAGCUCGAAGAACAAAAAAAGAAAGAGCUUGAAGGGGAAAAAACGCCCCACCUAGCAACGAAGUCCCCAGUCUCAUGGAAAGCCGUUGUAUUGGUUGUAGUCAGCACAUGCGCUUUAGCAGCAUCGCUUGUUCUUAGGUCAUAUUUGAUUUCUGCGCUCAUUAUCAUUCAAACUGUCAUCUAUGGGUUUCAAAGGAGAGAAGGCUCAGUGGAUCAUUUUAGGGAAAAGCUUAGACGCGAGAGUAUACGAAACAAAUCAUUACAGUUGGAAACAGAAAAGCUGAAGAAACUGCUAGAGACAGAAAACACGUACAAGAUGACGGAUGAGUAUGCACAAGAAAUUAAAGAGAGAAAGACAAGAAGAAAGUCCAGAAAAAUUUUUUGA
Molecule: messenger RNA, 9363 nt
Organism: Porites evermanni
Lineage: Eukaryota; Metazoa; Cnidaria; Anthozoa; Scleractinia; Poritidae
Source: the annotation of a GenBank genome assembly